This is a messenger RNA of Chrysoperla carnea, 1860 nucleotides long. RefSeq names its product neurofilament heavy polypeptide-like. The record is from RefSeq and is a predicted model, not a curated record. Bases 175 to 1695 code for a protein of 506 amino acids. NCBI's taxonomy places the organism in Eukaryota, Metazoa, Arthropoda, Insecta, Neuroptera, Chrysopidae. The transcript is spliced from 3 exons.
GCAUUUAUUUGUGUACGUCACAGACGCGUCAUCAAAAAUCAUCUGUGUUUGCGAUUUGGCGAUGAUCUGAAUUCGUGGCACUGGUAAAGUGGUAAUAGACAGUAUAUUCAUAUAAUAUUAGUCUACAAAGUUGAACACUUGGCAUUCAGUGAAAAUAGAUUUAAUCAUUUAGAAAUGGAGACGGUUAAGGAUUUUAUAGUUAACCAAUUAGUGUUGGUCGUUGUCCCUAUUACAGUUGUGGUUGGUGCUAUUUUUGUGUAUAUAUUUGGUUUUAAACGGGCUGAACAACCACCCUUUACAAAGUUAGCAACAGUUGUAAACGAUGAUAAAAAAUCGAAAGAUAAAAAACAACCAAAAAAAGAUAAAAAGAAACCUACCGCAAAUGGUCAUGCAACUGCUGUUAAAGAUUCUAAAUCUGAAAAGUUAGUUAAAAAGGGUUCACCAGUUAAAACAAAUGAAGCUGAAAAAACUUCACCAAAACAACAAAAGGAAAAGCAACAAGAUUCAAAUAAACGGGCUGAGCUUCCAAAAGAAGUUCAAGUGAAAAAUAAAAAGAAUAAGAAGAAUGAAAAUGUAAAACCUUUAGAUUAUGAUGAAGGUAAUUGGGAAACUGUACCAACCAAGAAUGAUAAAAAGAAUCGUAAAGCAGUUGAAGAUUCACCAAUUAUUGAAAGUCCAAAGAAAAAGAAAUCAAAGAAAAUCGAAGAUUUACUUGAUUCACCAAAGAAAGAAAAGAAAAUUGAGGACAAAGCAAUUAAAGAAGUUGUGAAUAAAGAGUUAAAAGAAAAAUCAGCAAAAAUUAAAAAAGAUACUACAUCAGAAAAAGGUAUUGAAUUAACUUUAACACCUGUAGACGCUGCUGAUGGAAAAACUAAAAAAAAGAAGAAGAGUAAAAAAGAUCAGGAAACCGAAAAAGGAGCUGAAGAAGUUACUGAAAAAGUUGUAAAAAAGCAAGAGGCUAAAGUUGAAAAGGCUCCAAAAAAGAAAGAAAAUAAAUCAGAUGAAAAUCAAUCACAAGAUAAAGCAAAAAACGAAUCAAAAACUGAAAAAGCUAAAAAACCUGAAGCUGACAAAUCUAAACAAGUAGAAAAAUCAAAAGAGCCCAAGGAAAAAAAAGAAAAAUCACCUAAAGCUGAAGUAAAAGAAACUAAAACUGAAGCCAAACCUGCUGCGAAGAAAAAUGAAGGAAAAGCUAAACCAGCAGAUGAUAAUGCAAAUAAGUCACCAAAAACAAAAUCUGAAAAACAAGCAAAAGCACCAAAAUCUGGUGAUGAAGUAAAAACACCACCUGCUGAAGGUAAGGCUAAAAAACAAAAAGAUGACAAACCUAAAGAAGGUCAAAAGACUACUGAUUCUCCGAAAGCUCAGCCUAAGAAACCAGCUGAACCAAAAAAGAAAGCAGAAAAAGUAGCUGAUGCAAAAGAAGCCAAACCACAACAACCGCCAAAAGAAAAAGUGCAAAAAAAUACUGAAACGGCAGCUAAACCAGUUGAACAAUCAAAGGCCAAAGCACCAAAAACUAAAGAAAGUGCUACAAACACUGAAGCCAAAACAGAAUCAAAACCAGCUAAAGCACCAAAACAACCAAACCCUUCGAAAGUAACACAAACAUCUGCUGCUCAGAGCAAUGGUGCCGAAGAACCAGAAAAAUGGGCAGAGGUUAAAAGCAAGAAAAAAGCACGAAAAGAUCUUUGAAAGAGUAUUGAAUUUGUGCAUCAAAAUGCGUCAGACAAUUUCCAAUUGCAACAAGCGAUUUAUACAAUCAUCGUCGCAUUUAUCAGUUGAGAUGGUUAAAAAUCACACAACAUCCAUCAGCUCAACCAAAUUUUUUUUCCAACAUUUUUUUGCUUGACAAAAGAA